This is a messenger RNA of Cannabis sativa, 429 nucleotides long. RefSeq lists its product as uncharacterized. Lineage: Eukaryota; Viridiplantae; Streptophyta; Magnoliopsida; Rosales; Cannabaceae. The record is from RefSeq and is a predicted model, not a curated record. The transcript has a single exon. Bases 1 to 429 code for a protein of 142 amino acids.
AUGGCAAGAGGAGGAGGAGCUCAGACUCGAAAUGCUUCCAGUUGUGACAACGAUUCUGGUAACAAUAAUCGUUUUUCCGCAUUAGAUCAAGCUACUCGAUAUGACGAUCCACGAAGCCCUUAUUAUCUAUCGCACAUAGACCAUCCUAGUGCCAUGCUCGUUGCAAAAGUUCUUACUGGAAGUGAGAACUAUGGAUCUUGGAAGAGAUCGAUGAUGGUGGCCUUAGCUGCAAGGAACAAAAUGAAGUUCGUUGAUGGUAGAUUGCCUAAACCAGAUGAGGAAGACGAAGACCACGAAUCUUGGUGCAGAUUUAACAAUUUUAUCAUUUCUUGGAUAUUGAAAGUUGUAUCCAGUGAAAUAGGAGACAACAUCAUGUACCAUGAUAAUGCUUCCACCAUCUGGUCUGAACUGCAAGAAAGAUUCAAUUAA